Melospiza melodia melodia is the source of this 4866-nucleotide messenger RNA. It is a transcript of the gene GTPBP1, whose product is annotated as GTP binding protein 1. Gene Ontology annotation, molecular function: translation elongation factor activity; GTP binding; GTPase activity. The transcript has 13 exons. Gene Ontology annotation, biological process: translational elongation. NCBI's taxonomy places the organism in Eukaryota, Metazoa, Chordata, Aves, Passeriformes, Passerellidae. The record is from RefSeq and is a predicted model, not a curated record. The coding region runs from base 2838 to 4715 and encodes 625 amino acids.
CUGCGUCCCGCUGACGUUUGCUCUCCGCGCUGGGUCUCUGUAGUUAUCUCUGCUGCCAGUUGUACUAGUUCCUGGGACUUUCUCCACAAUCUUAAAAGGAGGUCAGAGCUUGUAACUUUUGAGCGUAAGAGCCCAGUGACAAGGGUGCUUUGAUCUUGCAAAGAGGGUUAAGUCAACGCAGAAAAGGCUUGUUCACCUCGUGCAACUCCUUUCGAGGAUCCCAGUGACAAAACUGUGUGGUGGUCUUAUUUCUGUCAGAACCAUUCUCUCUUCCAUCCUGCAGGAAGGUACAUUGUAGUAAUAUGUGUGUGCCAGAACCUGCCACAGACUUAGUUGCCUUCUGUCACUGUCUUCUAUUUUUUUUCCCAGUUGGCUGGUCUCUUUAAAUGUAUGCCUUUUGCUGCCACGCGUUUGGUGUACUGUGGUGCUAUCUCCCACUAUAAAGUCUCCUGAAAACUUCAUUUGAUCCAUUUGUAAUUAUGUGAUCCAGAAGGCAGCAUAGCUGUUAUUUCCUCCUAGUUUUCUGUCAUCCCUCCUCUUCAUGCUUCCAGCUUAAGUUGUUCCAGAGUCCUGGACUUUGUUGCCCUCUAUGCACAGAGAAGGAAAGAGGAAUUGUGUCUGUGGACAUGGCAACCUUUUUGUUUUUAAUGGCUAUUUUACAGUAUGGUACUGUAUUAAAACAAAUGUUGCAAAGAUUAUCUUGUAAGAUAGUAAAGAACAGAAAUCAAACCUGUAGUAUCUAUUGAUCGUGCCUUAAUGAGGACAAGAUUUUUAUACAGGAUGCCAAUAUUGAUCUGUGCUUUGUCUUGGACGUGACUGCUGUGGAAGAGAGCCAAGGAGGAUGCCAAGGACUGCAUCACUGAUUCUCGACAGCCAGGAACCUGACCAAAACUCCAGCAAAGAGAGAAGAGUGCUUUUCUUCCACAAACUCCCAUUUGUGGUGUCAGUCUGUCUUCCAUUCCUAGAAAUCUGGAGGUGCUGUGGAAGUGGUAGGAAACCUGAGGUUGCUAGACCUGCAUGGCUCCUACUGAUAACUGCUCAGUGCCUGACAAAGUGGAAAGAACAAAAGUGAACAUUUUUGACUUUGUGAAAGCCUCUUCAAAACAUGCAUUCAUAGUGCAGGCAUGGAGGGGUUGCUCAGAGGUGAAAAGCAAAAAAAAAAGCAGAGGAACCAAAAUGCAGGGCUUCUCUUCGACCAAGGAGAUGACAGAGGACAGGCUUUCUCCAUCCAGGAAGCUAAAGAGAUCUUCAGAACAGCACAUCACGUCUUGCAGUGACCCAGGAAACCACGCAGCUGGCUGGGGCUGUGACUGCAGAAAUAGUUGUCAGAAAUGCUGAGUGCCAUUGGAAGGUGUGAUCCGUGAAAGCUGCUGGUUUAUCUCCAGAUACUGCUCGUGGUGUCCUACUGUGUCGUACAAGCUCUGAACUUCAUGGGCUGCAGAGUAACCUUUGGAGGCAGUCUGCUGCUGGAACACCCUUCAGGAGCCCCUUUGUGUGGCAGUGAAGGCAGCAGUGUGGGGGAGCAGUGUUGUGGGCUGGUGUCAGUGAGCCUGUGCUGUUUGAGGCCCCCAGCCCUCCCGCCUGGCAGAGGAAAGGGUACAAUGAGCUGCUGAGUGCCUUGGUACUUGCUACAGCACCCUGCCUGCUCACACUGCUGAAGCACUUGGACUCAGAAGAACAAAGCUGGUGAUGAGACUUGAAGAAACUGAAGUUAGUUUGCCCUGCUCUGGUGGCCCCAGCUAUUUUAUUGAUCUUUGUGUGUGUUACAGCCUGUUUAAUAGAUCUUUCUGAGUCCCUGGCUUGUGCUAGUGCACUGGCCUAAAGAGUGAGAUUGUCUGCUGUGCAUCCAGGUAUUCCUGAAAGUACUUGCAGGGCAAAAGGAGCCCUACACAUCAAAAUACAGCCUUCCCUUCCUGCCCAGACUGAGCCUCUCAACAGUUGCUGAUUUCACUCUCAGUGCAUUUGCAUCCAGUGGUUUCCCUCAAGAAGAAAAUGAAACUAAAAGGAAAACAGAACUGAAAGAAAAUUUAAUAAAAGCAAAACUCAUUCUUUUAUAGCAUGAAAUAGAAAGACUGUGACCUUGCUGAGCAGAGUGCUUUGGUACACUUUGCAGACCACGCCAAGUAGUUGAAAGGCUUAGGUAGGGCAUGUGUCCAAAAGGGGCACGUGAAGGUGGUUGUAUCUCUUGUAGCUGUCUGGCCCUUGCACACACAUCCCUGCUGUCUGGGACCCUUAACAUCUGUGGAAAAAGUUGCUUUGGCAGCCUUAAACCUUCUGACCAGCACCUGCUGUCUGUGCUUCAGUCUCCAAGCAUCGUCACUAUGGUUUUGGAAAUCUGCGUCAACGUUAUUUGUGAGGGGUUGGGUUCCUUCACAUUCUAUAUUUCCAAAAAAAGCCUUCAUCAAGUGUGUAAUAGUGGUGGUAAAGGCAGUUUCUCCUUGAAAACACAUUGUGUUAACUGUGCUAAGCAAGUCAGGCUGUGUUAGGGCUUGUUGGGCAGACUUGAGGAUGUUAUUGUCAACUGCUCUAAACCAUAUAUUUUAGGCAAACAUCUAAUUUAGCACAGCUUUCAGUCUCAGUGCAUAGUGAAGGGAAGUGCUUCUUUCUGGGUGUGAUUUUUGGGACGUGUAUGUAGGGACAGCUGUGGAUGUCACUGAGUGUUGGCACAGGUGUGCCUACCCUUAGGGCUCUUGGUGGGUGUCAGCCUUUAAUAACUUACUAAAAGUGCCUUUUUCACAGAAAUCUGUAUCAAUUGCUUCAGCUCUCAGGCUGCUGCAUUGGGAUGCUCAGCCAGCAACAGAUUUGUAACCGUGGAGGCAGCCAGAGAGCAGCUGGUGAUGGUGAGUCCAACUUCAGAGCAGUAUGACAGUUUGCUCCAGCAGAUGUCAGAAAGGAUUGAUGAGGGAUGUGGGGAGACCAUCUAUGUCAUUGGACAAGGAUCAGAUGGGACUGAGUACGGGCUGAGCGAGGCAGACAUGGAGGCGUCCUAUGCCACGUUGAAGAGCAUGGCCGAGCAGAUCGAGGCAGACGUGAUCCUCCUGAGGGAGCACCAGGAGGCCGGGGGCAAGGUGCGCGACUACCUGGUUCGGAAACGUGUGGGUGACAACGACUUCCUGGAGGUCAGGGUAGCAGUAGUUGGCAAUGUGGACGCAGGGAAGAGCACCUUGCUGGGUGUGUUGACUCACGGCGAGUUAGACAACGGCCGCGGCUUUGCUCGGCAGAAGCUCUUCCGCCACAAGCACGAGAUCGAGUCAGGCCGCACCAGCAGCGUGGGCAACGACAUUCUGGGCUUUGACAGCGAGGGCAACGUGGUGAACAAACCUGACAGCCACGGUGGCAGCUUGGAAUGGACAAAGAUCUGUGAGAAAUCCACCAAGGUCAUUACUUUCAUUGACCUGGCUGGUCACGAAAAAUACCUGAAAACCACAGUCUUUGGCAUGACCGGCCACUUGCCUGACUUCUGCAUGCUUAUGGUUGGGAGUAAUGCUGGGAUUGUUGGAAUGACCAAGGAGCACUUAGGCCUGGCGCUUGCACUUAACGUUCCUGUCUUUGUUGUGGUGACCAAGAUUGACAUGUGCCCUGCCAACAUCCUGCAAGAAACCCUGAAGCUGUUACAGCGACUGCUGAAGUCCCCAGGGUGCAGGAAGAUUCCCGUGCUGGUUCAGAGCAAGGAUGAUGUCAUUGUAACAGCCUCCAACUUCAGCUCAGAGAGGAUGUGCCCAAUUUUCCAGAUUUCAAAUGUUACUGGGGAGAAUCUAGAUUUGCUGAAGAUGUUUCUUAAUCUCUUGUCUCCACGGACCAGUUACAGGGAAGAAGAGCCAGCAGAAUUCCAGAUAGAUGAUACUUACUCUGUCCCGGGUGUAGGAACAGUUGUCUCUGGGACGACGCUGAGAGGCUUAAUCAAGCUAAAUGACACCCUGCUGCUGGGGCCAGAUCCCCUUGGCAACUUCCUCCCCAUUGCUGUCAAGUCCAUCCACCGCAAGAGGAUGCCCGUCAAGGAGGUGCGGGGAGGCCAGACUGCCUCCUUUGCCUUGAAGAAGAUCAAGCGUUCUUCCAUCCGGAAAGGCAUGGUGAUGGUGUCACCCCGCCUGAAUCCACAAGCGUCGUGGGAGUUUGAAGCAGAGAUUCUGGUGCUCCAUCACCCCACGACCAUCAGCCCACGAUACCAGGCCAUGGUGCAUUGUGGCAGCAUCCGUCAGACAGCCACGAUUCUCAGCAUGGACAAGGACUGCCUGCGCACAGGGGACAAGGCCACCGUGCACUUCCGCUUCAUCAAAACCCCGGAGUAUUUACACAUAGACCAGCGCCUCGUCUUCCGGGAAGGCCGCACCAAAGCCGUGGGUACCAUCACUAAGCUACUCCAGACCACCAAUAACUCACCAAUGAACUCCAAGCCACAGCAGAUCAAGAUGCAGUCAACAAAGAAGGGAGCUGUUACGAAACGAGAGGAUGGUGUUCCCGCCGCUGGGAUGGCAGCUGGAGGCCCAGCAGCUGGGGAUGAGGCCCCCUCAACAGCUGCAGCACCACUAACACCUACUGCCCUGCAACCAUUGCCUGCCCUGGAUGAAGAGCCCCACAGCCGUGAGGGCAAUAAGGUAUUUGGCUGCUCAGAGAGAAACAGUGGGUUUGCUGAGGUUGGGAAAAGUCAGGUAGAGAGCCAUGGUAGGGGGUGGGGGGGGUCUCCUUCAAUUCUGUACAAAGUCAAGGGAGCCUGAGGCCUGAUUUCCUGUAUGCUGAACUCCAUGGCACUUACUGGCUCUCAUGGGAGUGAAGCAUUUAGAAAUUUGGGAAAUCAAAGUCUUCCCAGCUUGAGGGGCAAAACUUCCUGGUGCAUCUGUCUCUCCUCCUUCCCUCGUGGUGUGUCUG